This is a messenger RNA of Paramormyrops kingsleyae, 671 nucleotides long. NCBI's taxonomy places the organism in Eukaryota, Metazoa, Chordata, Actinopteri, Osteoglossiformes, Mormyridae. The record is from RefSeq and is a predicted model, not a curated record.
AUGGAAUCUGGCUUCCAUCUCUGUGCUGAUCUCUCUGCAGGCUUUCCCCUGAACCGGCAUAACUCUGUGGUCGGGCAGUAUGCCCAAGCCUGUGUCCAGGCUGGCUGGCAAAGUGGGGCCGAGGUGCUGGACCUCUGGACGCUCAUGCAGAAGGAUGGACAGGACUUCUCCUCCUACCUCUCUGAUGGGCUGCACCUCUCCACCAAAGGAAACCAGUUUGUAGCCGAGCACCUCUGGCCUCUCCUGGAAAAGCGGACUGCAUACCUACCCAUGAUUCUUCCUUACUGGGGAGAUGUGGACACUGACAGCCCAGAAACCAGCCUCCUGAGUAAUGCCAGCCAAUGAUUCUGUGAAACAGCAGUGUUUUGAAAUGAUUGCUGAAUACAUCCUGCUGUGAACACAAUCCACCCACCACAUUGUCCUCUGUAACUGCUUGUCUUGGUUAGCACUGGAGCCUGUUCCAGAGGCUAUGGGCAGAUGUGGUGGAUGUGGACGGGGCCACACACGUUUUUGGACUGUGGGGGAGGAGAAACUGGACCACAUGGGGAAAACAUGCAAUCUCCACACACUGGAGCCUGCCAGGGAUUUGAACCCUGGUCCCAGAGGUGUGAGACGACAGUGCUGUCCAUUGCCGCCCUGCUAAACAUACUGGUUUUUUUUUUUUUUUGUUU